Molecule: messenger RNA, 3008 nt
Organism: Haliaeetus leucocephalus (bald eagle)
Lineage: Eukaryota; Metazoa; Chordata; Aves; Accipitriformes; Accipitridae
Gene: SUN2
Product: Sad1 and UNC84 domain containing 2
Exons: 17
Coding region: 31-2172 (713 amino acids)
Biological process (GO): nuclear envelope organization
Cellular component (GO): nuclear envelope; meiotic nuclear membrane microtubule tethering complex
Molecular function (GO): protein-membrane adaptor activity
Source: RefSeq, a predicted model, not a curated record
AGGUGAAGGGUGACAGCCCGUGUCGCCGCCAUGUCCCGCCGCAGCCAGCGCCUCGUCACCUCCCGCUACUACCCCGGGGACGACGAUGCCACGACCGGCGGCAGCGGCUCCCUGCUGGGGGGGCAGCAGCUCCCCUUCAAGGAGAGCACCAGCAGGACGAUCAGGAGGAAAUCGAGCAGCACGAAGCGCCUGUCUCCCGCCCCCAGCACCCAAACCUCCUACUACAGCGAGUCCAUGAUGAGCGAGUCCUACCUGGGGGGCAGCCGUGGCCUCGCCGCCCUGGGCAGCUCCGUACUGGACGAUGCCCUGGACAGCAGCACGUACUGGGGUGGGGAGCUCUCCACCAGGAGGAGAAGAGGCACAGGGGACACCGAGUCCAGUAAGAUCAAUGGGCUGCUGGAGAGCAAGACGUACGACACCUAUGCCUCGUCGUCUGGGUACUCUUCGGAAGACGACUAUGCUGGUCACUUUUACUCUGGCCAGAGCAGCUCUGGGUCGGGGCUGAGGACCGCAGCCUCCCGGGUGGGCUCCUUCCUCUGGCAGGUCCUCACCUCCCCGGUUCGGUUCGUGGGAUGGCUGUUCUCCGGGCUGGCAGCUGCCUGGCGCCGCCUCACCGGUGCGGGUCCCCGCUCGGGCGGCAUCCCCCUCUCCAGGCGCUACCCGUGGCUGAAGAGGUCCCUCCUGCUGCUGCUGCUCCUCCUGCUCCUCGCUGCUGCUGCCUAUGGAGCUUGGUACUUCUACCCGUACGGGCUGUCGACACUCAACCUCCCGUCAUUCCCGUGGUGGGGAGCCGGAAAACUUUCCUCCUCCGAUGUGCCUGGGGCAGGGGACCUGACCGCGCUGGACCAGGGGCUGCGGGGGGAGCACCGGCUCCUGGCUCGCUUCCAGGCCUUGGAGAAACGCUUCGAGGCGCUGGAGGCCGAGGUAUCGCGGUGGGAGCUGCGGCGAGGGGCGGCAGCGGUGACGGCGGAGGGAGAGCCGCCCCCGGGGGACCUCCUGGCGCUGCUGGAGGGGCUGGUGAGCCGUCGGGAUGCGGGGCUGAAGGAGCAUCUCCGCACCGAUGUGACCAGCCAUCUCCAGGGCGAGCUGGAUGCCUUCCGAGCCCAGGUGCAGAGGGAUUUAGAUGGGCGCCUGGGGAAGAUGGCACAAGCCUCUCAGGAGAUGGAGGCACGCUUGCUGGAGCUGAACUUGGAGUGGCAGAGCUCUGUGCAGGAGGGCCUGCGAGGGAGCUUCCAGCAAGAGGUGGCCAAGCUGGAGCAGGAGGUGGCAGCGCUGAGGAGGGAGCUGGCGGGUCUCAAGUCGGACCAGGAGGUGAUGGGGAAGCACGUGGAGGGGAUGCUGGAGCAGCUGAAGGCUGUGCGGGCUGAUGUGGAAGCGCAGUUCCCGGCGUGGGUCAGUCGGUUCCUGUCACAGUCCCGGCAGGACGGUGCCGCUGGCCUCAUCCUCCAGCGGGAAGAUUUGCAAGCGGAGCUCCAAGCCCUGGAGCGCAAGAUCCUGGCCAAAGUCUUGGAGGACUGGAGGCUGUCGGCACGGGAUGCUCAAGCCGGUAUCGGAGUGGCCCUGCGGCAAGGGGGGACCGUAGGGGUGACGGAGGAGCAAGUGCAUCUCAUCGUGGGCCAGGCCCUGAAGCGCUACAGCGAGGACCGUGUGGGGAUGGUUGACUACGCUCUGGAGUCGGCGGGGGCCAGCGUCAUCAACACCCGCUGCUCGGAGACCUAUGAGACACGGACGGCGCUGCUGAGCUUGUUCGGCAUCCCCCUGUGGUACCACUCGCAGUCCCCCCGUGUCAUCCUGCAGCCAGAUGUCAACCCCGGGAACUGCUGGGCGUUUCGUGGGUCCCAGGGCUUUGCCAUCAUCCGCCUCUCCAGCAUUAUCCGCCCCACGGCCGUGACGCUGGAGCACAUCCCAAAAGCCCUCUCGCCCCAGGGGACCAUCCCCAGUGCCCCCAAGGACUUCGCUGUCUAUGGCUUGAAGGAGGAGAGAGAGGAGGAGGGCUUUCUCCUUGGGCAGUUCACCUACAACCAUGACGGUGACCCCAUCCAAACGUUUUACUUGGAGGGUGAUGCUGUGGGCACGUACCAGCUGGUGGAGCUCCGGGUGCUGAGCAAUUGGGGCCACCCCGAAUAUACCUGCAUCUACCGCUUCCGCGUGCAUGGGGAGCCGGCGCACUGAACCCCGGCUUCCGCAUGGGACGAGGAUGCUGCCGGGCCGACAGCAAGAAGGGAUUCGUCUGGUUCGCUGCUUCAUACGUAGAAAUCCUGGGAUGCGCCAGCAGCCGCCCCAGGGAGCUGCUCCCCUCAGGGGAGGAGAAGAGCUGGUGUUUAAGGGGUGAGGCUUUCACUCGUCCAAGGACCGGGGUGGUGAGGCAAGAGCAUCCCACGUGGGUCCUAGCGCGGCCUGGCUUGUUUUCAGCGCGUAUCGGACAUUUUAACUUUUUAAGCUAAUUUUUUAUCGGGUCUGCGCAGCCCCUCGUCCCCGUUGCCCAGCUUCUUUCUGACGGCGCGCCUAGCGUUGCCGGGGCUUGGGAAAGGGGUAUGUAAUUUUGCGAUGUGCUUCACGCGGGCUUUUGGGCGUGAUAUGGCGUAUGGGACCGCGGUGACUGGCUUGGUGCUGCCAGAGUAGGUAGGAGCCACCGGUCAUGGCCACCGAGUCUCUCCCCUCUGUGCAGGGUCAUCUCUCCUGCCUUGGUGUUGGUUUAGGUGAAGCUUUCCACACCUCUGAUGCUGGGCCAGCAGAGGGGAAAUAAGACAGUAUUAACGGAGUAUUAAUAUAAAACUAACGGUUUUGGGCAGCAGGAGGGGAGAAAUUUGGCACACGGUGGUGGAGCCCACCCCGGUGCUGCUGUCCGUCCGCUCGAGCCCUCUUGUUGCUGGCGGCUGUGUCGGGUCUUGGCGAUGCCAUUGGCCUCCCCGGCUGGCCGGUUCCCUGGUGUUAAGCUUGAAAAUGCUAUUGAAAAUUCCUGUUGCCUGCUUCCCCUUUUGGGUUUGUUCUGGUUUGGUUUUUUGUUU